Myripristis murdjan (pinecone soldierfish) is the source of this 3174-nucleotide messenger RNA. RefSeq names its product glycerophosphodiester phosphodiesterase 1 (gene gde1). Bases 431 to 1435 code for a protein of 334 amino acids. Gene Ontology annotation, biological process: N-acylethanolamine metabolic process; phospholipid metabolic process; ethanolamine metabolic process. Gene Ontology annotation, molecular function: glycerophosphodiester phosphodiesterase activity. Gene Ontology annotation, cellular component: plasma membrane. The record is from RefSeq and is a predicted model, not a curated record. The transcript has 6 exons. Lineage: Eukaryota; Metazoa; Chordata; Actinopteri; Holocentriformes; Holocentridae.
CCCUUGUGGGGAUAACGUUAUUUAAAAAAAAAAAAAAAAGUAAAGCGGCACAUAUACUUUAUUGGGAUUUUUGAAAUUUAAAUUCGAAGAAAAAGUUUAUUCUGCCCUUCUCACAUUGCGCAAUGCGGAAACGACAGCUGUCAUAUCCGUCACACAGCGGGGUCAGCUUCUGUAGGUUUGCCUUCAUGUGUUUAACGUUUUAACUUUCCUAAAUUACGACUGUCGUUGAAAUUAUGCCAUUAACCAGUUGAGGACAUUUCGACGGAGAAUGAGCCCAUGUCGAGUCAGGCUUCUGAAGAAAAUACAGUUGGCGAGUCAGCCCGGUAGCCUAGCUGCAGUAACGAUAGGCUGUUGUCAAGCGCCGCAACGGACUCCGCUUCUUUUUUGACACACACCCACACACACACCGCCUGUACGGGGUAAAAAUAAAAUGCUGCAAAUGGGAGAUGAAGUCACCCUUUACACGGUCGUGUUCGUUGUGGUUCUGCUGGCCUCUAGGAGUCCGGUCUGGACCACCGUCCUCACAGCCUCUCUCUACCUCUUCCUGGUGAUGUUCCGGUUCCCUCAGGCUCCGGCGAGCCGGGCUCGGCAGGUGCUCCGCCCGGCUAGAGGCGCCGCUGGCUCCGGCGGGGUGUCGGUGGUCGCCCACCGGGGUGGUGGGCACGAUGCACCGGAGAACACAAUAGCAGCCAUCCGUGAGGCCAGUAAGAACGGGGCGACAGGUGUGGAGUUGGACCUCGAGUUCUCAUCAGACGGAGUCGCCAUACUGAUGCACGACGAGACUGUGGACCGCACCACAAAUGGGUCUGGACCACUCAGUCAGAUGAGCUUCUCAGAGCUGCGUAAACUGGAUCCAGCUGCCAAACAUCGGCUCAGGGACAAGUUUGCAGGAGAGAGGGUUCCAACUCUUGAGGAGGCAGUAGAGGAAUGCAUCAAACUGCAGCUCACCAUCUACUUCGAUGUCAAAGGUCACCCGGAUGAGGCAGCCGCAGCCCUUAAAAACCUCUUUAAGAAACAUCCAGUUCUCUACAACAGCAGCAUCGUCUGCUCCUUUGAGCCCAAAGUCAUCUACAGGAUGAGGCAGACUGACCCAGAAGUGGUCACAGCACUGACCCACAGGCCGUGGAGCCUGAGUCGCUUCGGAGACGGCGCCCCACGUUUCUCGUCACUAUGGAAACACCACUGGACAACGCUGCUCGAUGUGCUGUUAGACUGGGCGCACCAUCACGUGCUGUGGAAGCUCUGCGGCAUCUCGGCCUUCCUGAUACAGAAGAACUUUGUCUCGCCGGACUACGUGCAGUACUGGGCCCAGAGGGGGGUGGAGGUGGUAGCCUGGACGGUCAACACAGAGGUUGAGAAACAGUACUACCAGGAGCAGCUACAAGUCAACUACAUCACCGACAGCCUCUUGGAAGACUGUGACCCACACUACUGACGUCAACAUGCACCCCAAACACAUGUACACACAAAGCAAACAGCCGGGCAAGUGUGCAUCUCACUGUUUUCAAGAUACAGUAGGUGCUCUGCCUACAGCAGGAAAUAGUCUGAAUGCAUAAAGAAAAGUGGCACACAAGAACGAAUAACAUGUCAAGUCCCCAUUCAUUAGGUCUUUAUUAGUGUAACAUAUUUAAAAAAAAAAAAAAAACAACAACAACAACAAAAAACAACAACUCAGGGUCACCUUUCUUUAUCCAUGGGUCCACAUAUGCUUCAAAAGAUUAAUCCCAUGUUAACAUCAUAUUUCAGCUUCUACCCAUUACUAAUACUGACACAUUGUUUGGUCGGGACAUUCCCAUGAGCACAUACAUUUAAAACAUGGUUGUUUUUACCGACUGACCUGACUCUGGUCGUCAGUCUUUGUGCCAUGCUGUAGUUAGUGUGUAAUGGAGACCUAAGUUCUAUUCCUAACCAAGUCAUUUUUUAAAAAAAAAAUAGCACAUUUUCCCUCAACAUCUUUACAUGCCUUUUAAAACAUGCUAACAUAGUGUGUUGGCAUUAUGAUGUCUGGACACCAGGCAUCAGAAAACAGACCUGUAUCAAAUGUACUGUACUCACCAACUCAGGACUACACUGAUUGAGAAACCAUGGUAAUGUAAAACCUAUACACUGCAAUAAUAGUGUGACUUUUACUUAGUAGAGGCCUGCCACAGAAUAUCUGGAUACCAGUGAGGGAUGCCAUGUGGGAGGAGUGAGGACAUUUUUCUGUUGUAUUUUUUUCCUGAAUUUUAAAUGUCCUUUUGUUGUCACUCCUCCAACGUGGUUGUGCGUCCUUCAUCACCACCAUCAGUCACUCGCCCAAUAUUCUGAGUGUGCAGAAUGUGCCUACCCAGCCACUACAGGAAGAAUUGGAAUCGCUUACAAUAAAUGUACAACUUUUCUUGGUGGCACUGGUGCAGACAUUGUCACAUUAACAGUAUAUAGUGACACAUGGUACAGCAGCAGCAUAGGAUGAUGCAGAUUGCAAUGCGGAUGUAGUGAGUGUACAGAAAUGAGAAUAACAUUAAGUUGUAUGGAAAUGUGUUCCCUAAGUGCAAUAAGUGGGCAGGGACUUGUCUUGGCGGCAUUGCUAAGGAUACAAACUUACAGAACUUACCUACUUGAGUGCAAUAGUCUACACACUGACUUCUUUUACCAAACCUCGUAUAUAGUUCACAAUCUAGUGAGACAGUAGGCCAUGUGUAUCAAGAGUAGACUUGUCCCAGUCAAUGAGGGUUAUAAACCAGAGACUAGGUAGUAAGCGCUCCAGAAUAAAAUAAUAAGGAAGUCUGUUUACUACAGGACUUCUAUAUCAGAAAGCUGUAAAAGAUUAUAUGUCCUCAAUCAGUAUUAUCAGUUGCUACGUUUGAUCUGUAUUUUAGAGUAAUGAGUAACUUUUAAAAUAUCUAAAAAACUUAAAUAUAUCUCAUAAUUAGCUAACAUAAAAAGAAUAUACAGCUAUGGUUAUUGGUUAUAAAAACAGAAAAUAUAGAGAAAAUUUGGCCCUAGACUCAGUUUUACUUAAUAAUUUACAUUUAUUAUGCAGGUUUACCAGUAUUUUCACAAGUCCUGUAGAGGGUCUGUAAUCUCAGGUUUUGCCCCAGAUACUUUUGGCAUCUGUUCACAUUGCAUUCACCUGACCACACUCACAAUCAGGGGGAAAAAAUAAAUCAAUAAAAUGUCUCAAAAAGUGGUGAA